UGUUAAGGCGGUAGAGCAAAAGAAAGAAACUCCCCCCUUGCAUAAAACCCACACUCUUCCCUUUUCUAUUUCUCAUUCUGCAAUCGCAAACAAUGUCAUCCCCUUUGCCUUCAUGCUUCCGUCCAUCUACCACAACCACCUCCAACCUGACCGUGUACCACACCGAAACAGGCCCCGUCUCCAUCACGUGGUCCCGCUCCAUGGUGGGACGCUCCCUCCACGUUGAGGUUCACCACGAUGACUCCUUCGACUCCCUCUCCUUCCACCUUCACAUAACACCCUUCCUCUUCUGGAAAAAACACGGCUCCAAGAAACUGGCCCCCAACACCCACCUCUUCUGGAACCUCUCCAAAGCCAAAUUCUCCUCUUCCCCAGAGCCCCUCUCCGCCUUCUACGUCGCUCUUGUAGUUCACAACCGCAUCACCCUCCUCCUGGGCGACUCCCCCAAAGAGGCCCACUCCAACUCCAAGGCCCACAGGCCCAACACCCCCCAGCUCCUCCUCCUCCAAAAGGAACACGUCUUUGCCGACACCCUCUACUCCACGCGCGCCGCUUUCGCCGGCAAGGCGCGUCUCAUCCAGAUCGACUGGGACCACUCCCGCCUCUCUUUCAUCUUCGACGGGGAGACCGUUUUCCAGAUUAAGCGCCUCAAGUGGAAGUUCAGGGGGAACCACCGUGUUCUGGUCGACGGCGUCCACGUCCAAAUCUCCUGGGACAUUUACAACUGGCUAUUCCACAACCACAACCACAACCACAACAACAACGCCCAUGCUAUCUUCAUCUUCAAGUUCCAGCACCACGAUGACCAAGAUAGCAACUGGAAUUUGGGGGCUUCGGAGUGGGCCAAAAUGGGAAAGAGUUGCUCCUCUUCUUCCACUGGAAGCUUCUCCUCCGUCUUGGAAUGGUCCAGUGUCGAGGAGAACCAACUCCUCGUUCCUGUCGGCUUUUCUCUCCUCGUUUACGCUUGGAAACGCUGAAUCCUGAAUCAAUUCAAUUCCUAUUCUUCAAGGUUACUCUGUUCGACUUUUGGAUCUCCGUAUUUCUAUACCUUCUAACUCAUUAGAAUUAGGGUUUAGUUUAGAUACAUUUCUCACACUAAUAUUUCCCCACUAACUCAUUUGUUUUCGUGGACAUACGCUUAUUCAUAGAUUUUAAAUAAAUUGGAUUAGGGUUUAUAAGCUAACAGAAUGUUAGUGGAAUCUCUUUACUAAGGAGAAACUAGUUGGGCUCUGUUCUGAAUUGUGAUUCUUUUUUUAUUUUAUUUGCACUUGGUAUCUGGUUUUAUAUCGAACUUCUUGUUGCCAUGUAAAUUCUUUUUGUAACUCAUUGUUUGCAGCUGAAUCAAAUUGAUUCAAGCGUCAUGGAAAUGAAUUGCUUUCGCUUUUUGGA
Messenger RNA from Cajanus cajan (pigeon pea), 1389 nucleotides. RefSeq lists its product as uncharacterized. NCBI's taxonomy places the organism in Eukaryota, Viridiplantae, Streptophyta, Magnoliopsida, Fabales, Fabaceae. The record is from RefSeq and is a predicted model, not a curated record.